Stegostoma tigrinum is the source of this 8379-nucleotide messenger RNA. Its product is annotated as synaptopodin 2-like protein. Gene Ontology annotation, molecular function: actin binding. The record is from RefSeq and is a predicted model, not a curated record. Gene Ontology annotation, cellular component: nucleus; Z disc; actin cytoskeleton. Gene Ontology annotation, biological process: positive regulation of actin filament bundle assembly. The transcript has 4 exons. Bases 665 to 4399 code for a protein of 1244 amino acids. Lineage: Eukaryota; Metazoa; Chordata; Chondrichthyes; Orectolobiformes; Stegostomatidae.
CAGUAAGAGAUCGCUGUGUUUCUGACCUGUCUUUGUUUAAUGAGACAAAUCAUUGAAUAGUUUGGAAUGACUUUAUUUGCUGGAGGAUCAUAAAUGAUUUAGUGUUCACCUUGUGCGGGGAGCUGUAAUAACGGCUGGUGCUCUGACAUUUGUUACAGUUGCUGGCAGCUCCAAACAAGAGCUGAUUCUUCCCUGCAAUCAGAGCCAAAAAUCUCUGGUACGUCAAAAUAUCCUGGCCAUCAAUCAGCGAGCCGUCUUGCACCUUCUGAAAUCUAUAAUCCGACAAAUUUCAAACGGCCAGAUUGGACUCAGGACCAUUUCACUCUGAAACUGCCCUGACUUUUGGUCACAGAGGAAGUCAAAGGUGGGCUUGACAAGGGUUAGCCAGGACUCUUGUGAAGUCUGGGCCACUCUUUCGCCAUUCCCUUCCAGCUUGCCCCUGAUCUCUGAGAGACUGACGCAACAUGUGUUGAAAGCUGGCUUUGGACCAAGCCUGGAUCGAGCACUUAAUGUUAGCUCGGGUAUGACUGGCCAGGGGGACGAGUCCAUCGAGUGGCUCACAGUUUCCUACCGGAGACAGCAGCUUGCACGGUCGAUGGGGAGCUUCAGGGCGAUACGGAGAUGCCAUCGAGCCCCGGUUUGCUGAGGGACAGCAAGGCAGGCGAUGGGGAACCCGGAGGAGACGCUGGUCACCCUUGUAGGGGGAGCGCCCUGGGGCUUCAGGCUCCGAGGAGGUUCCCAGCAACACCAGCCGCUGCAAGUGGCCAAGGUCCGGAAGCGAGGCAAAGCGUGUCGGGCUGGACUGCGGGAAAAUGAUCUCCUGUUAACCAUCAACGGGAAAUCCUGCAACGGAAUAUCACACAGAGAUGCGAUGAAUAUCAUUGACUCUUCCAACGGAACCUUGCACAUCUGGGUUAAGAGAGUUCCCAGCAACGGCUUGCAGCCGGAGUCCAGCCUCCAGGUCACCUCCCCCUGCCCCUGGAGCCAAGAAUCUUCAAAAGCCGGUGUCCGAGCCCCGGAGCCCCGCACUCCGAGCCACAAACCCGAGAACCGGGGUCAGCGCCGGAGCUACACGUCGCCGGCGGAAAGUGAGGCUUAUUACGGCGAGACCGACAGCGACGCGGAUUACUCGGCGGGGGAGAAACAGCGGAGGCAGAGGCGGAAAUGUCCCGGCGCCGCACCCCGCUCCAACCACAGCAUCCCGCUGGUCAGCUCGGCCGAUGAGACCUCGGAGCUCAGCGAGUACGACAGCGCCCCCGAGCCCCCCCCAGGAGCCAGCCCCGGACGCCUGGAUCCCAGAGGUGGCCAGCUCCCCCCGGAUCCUCAGGCCAGCUUCCCCCGCAGCAGCAGCAGGCAAGUCAUGUUCCAGCCCAGGAGAGUGGAAGCCAAGGUCAACAUUUGGCAGCCUAAGCUGGAGGGCACAGCACAACCCGAGCCUGGCACUGUGACUGAGGCCAAGGUCAGUGCCAGGCAGAACCCUGGCACCAGCUCCCCCAUCGUCAUCUGGCCAACCCAAACCAGCACUGAGGACACUACCAGCCGACAGGGCAUCCUGGGCACUUCGGAGGCUGACAGUGGGUUCCAGGAGGUACCUGGCCACACUGUGUCUCCAGAACAGAAGCUGCUCCCCACUCCAAGCCAGCCCAGCCUGAGAGACACACAAAUGGUCCCCAUGGUGGGGCCUGUGAGCAAUCCAGUGGCUGAAAUUCUGACCACUACUUACAAAGAGAAGGCCAAACAAGCCAAGCUUCAUCGCAGUGAGAGUAUGCAGGAAAAGCAAGUGAAGGAAGCCAGGACAAAAUGCAAAACCAUUGCAUCGCUCCUCACCUCUGCGCCCAACCCCCACUCAAAGGGAGUGCUUAUGUUUAAGAAACGCCGUCAAAGAGCAAAAAAAUAUACCCUGGUUAGUUAUGGAAGUGUAGAUGAGGAAAAGCAGAAUAUCGAUGAGGACGGUGAAUUGCUGCCGACUAGUGAGUCUGAGUUUGAUGAAGAGGCAUUUUCUGAUGCAAAAAGCUUAACGAAUCAGUCAACGGGAUCAGAUUGGGAUGGUUCUUACCUGGACAUGGAAAAGUCCAAAUCUGAGUCCCAGGGUUUAAAUGAAACCAAGGGGAAGGGUGUAAUGCUAUUUGAACACCAGAGACAACUAGCAGGGGAAUAUAUCGUGGAGGAGUCUCCUAUUCAGAGGCAACACAGUCUCCAAAUGAAACCAAAGCCAGAGGCUGAAGUGAGGAACUACAAUUUGAUGAAUGGAGAGAGUACCUGGCCCAGCAAUUCAGAUGUAUGCCGUGGAACACCUGCCUCUGAUCCUUUAAAAAGCUAUGCAGAAACAAACCUUUCUGCAGCAGUGCGUGCAGAGCCCACAUUACACGUGAUGAGGCAGAGUGAACAGCAUCAUACUCAGCACUUUAUACCAGGAACCUCCUUUGUAUCCAGUGUAACAAAUAGGACUGCGAGGCCAUUCACGCCAGGUUUUCAGCAAAGCCGAGCAGCACCAACAUAUUCUGUCUCUGCCCCAGUUCCAUUCAGGAAAAGUACAGCUCAUGUGAUGUCUCAGGAUCAAGAUACUGGGCAAAACAAACUUACAAUGCCUUUCACACCACCAUCAGAGGUAGUCUCUUUGCCAACUGUGAAUCCUAAAAGCCAACCUGUGACAGCAAAGGAAACUGGAGCCUUGAAAAGCAUGGGGCUUCUUUAUUCACCAGGACCCAUGUUGAUGACAUCACCACCACCACCACCGAUAGUGACGUCACCGCCACCGGCUGUGAUGUCACCACCGUCUAUGACAUCUCCACCUCCAGCCAUGAUUUCACCACCCCCUGUGAUGUCACCACCCCACACUGCGAUGUCACAACCCCAUGCGACAUCACCACAUCUUGUGAUGUCACCACACCUUAUGAUGUCACCAACCCACACUGUGAAGUCACCACCCCUCGUGACAUCACCACAUCCUGGCGUAAUGUCACCACCCAUCAUGAUGUCACCACCUCCCACCGUGGUGUCACCACCACCUACAGCAGUACCAUCUUCACUGCCUGUAACAAAUCCUUAUUCACCACCCCAGGCUGCAGUCACCAGCACUGCCAAAUUCCAUCUAUCUUCAGCAUUGUCCCCACAGAAACAGACUGAGCCUGCUGCUGCUAUUAAUGCAAACUUCCAAGCUCCCUCAAUUGGUAGCACCUCAACAACAGCAUGGUCAACCAAUUUGCAAUCAGAGAAUCUGGCUACGAGAGAGCAAAGAAUUGCAAUCCCAGCCUCUAAAACAGGCAUCUUGCAAGAGGCUCGCAGGAGAAGCACAAGGAAGCCAAUGUUUACAAAGACUGAACAGGUAAAAGCUUCACCAAACCCUGAACUUCUUUCCUUGGUUCAAAAUCUGGAUGAAAAGAAACCAGAUCAUUCAGGGGCUGGAUUUGAGUCAGGCCCUGAAGAAGACUUCUUGAGUCUUGGUGCUGAAGCAUCAAAUUUUAUGCAGUCCCAGAUGCGUAGGCAAAAGGUCCCCCCUCCUGUCGCACCAAAACCUUCCUUAAAGCCCCAGUUAAUAGACAAUGGUUCUCCACUUGUGAAUGGAAAUACUACGUCCGGGUCUCUCCAAUUGAAAGGAAAGGGGGCUGAACUCUUCGCUAAGAGACAAAGCCGUAUGGAUAAGUUUGUUGUGGAAUCAGUGCCUAAUUAUACUUCACAGGCAAGAGGACCAUCUCCCACCCCUUCACUUCCCUCUACAUGGAAAUAUUCUCCUAAUAUCCGGGCUCCACCUCCUAUUGGUUACAACCCCAUGCAUUCCCCAUCAUAUCCACCAGCAGCCAGCAGAUCACAUAGAGCAACAUCAGCCACCAAGCCUGAGAGAAAGUGGAAACCAGCAGGGAACCAAAAGGUAGGAAUACAAGCCAUUGAUUUCAUGAGACAUCAGCCAUAUCAAUUAAAUCCAGCCAUGUUCAGCUUUGAUGAAUCCAACUUGGGGACACAGAGUUUACCAAGAAAUACUCCACUGAGACAAACCGGUCAGCAAUCCUUCAUCUCGACAAAACAUGUUCCUGUGAAGACAACAAGAACCUGUGAGAUUCGUCGUUUCUCAACACCAUUGCCUACUGUUACUCCCACUGUUGUUGCCCCAAGAUCAGCCACAACUCUUGCUGAGCCAGUGUGGAUGUCCACUCCUCCUUCCCCACCACCAGCACCAGUCAAAAUAUCCAGCUUCAAUAUACCCGCUCCUCAAACCUCCAAAGUAAACAGAAAGGCACCGGAAGGAAGCCAGGAAGUAACCUCUGAAACUUCAGUGCUUAAUUUGUCACCUAACGAAGAUGUUCAAAUGCAAAAGAAAACAACACAUCAUGCCCCCAGGCCGAGGUUCUCAGCCGUAAGAGGAGGAAUGAGUACUCACACAUGGAGACCUGGGUCAUUCUAAUAAUAAAAUAUGUUUACAGUCAUCAUGAUUCUUAGUGACAGUUGAAAGACUCUCACGUCAAGAGGACUUGCAUCUCAAAAUGGAAGAAAUCACUUGUAUUUACGUAGCACUAUUCAUGACCCAGUCUGUUACAAAGUGCCUUUUUGCCAAUGAAAUUCUUUUCGAAUUAUGGUCACUGUUUCGGCAGAGGAGACACUGCAGCCAAUUUGUACACAGUUAACUCCCACAAACAGCAGUGAAAUAAAUGCCAGAUCAUCUGUUUUCACUGUUGAUUGAGGGACACAUCUUGGCCAGAACACCACCUCUGCUUCUCUGCUCCUUGACUAGUGCCAUGUGACAUUUUACAUCUUCUCAAGGGGGUUUGUUUUAUUGCCUCAUCUGAAAGACAGUGCCUCAGCUCUGCUUGGAUUCAGUUCUCAACUCAAGACACAAGUUUGUGUCAAAAAUGCAACUCACUGACCCCAAGGAAGUGCUACAGUACAUUUGAGUACUUUAACUAUCAACAUAAAGCCAUGCAAAGAGUUUAAUGAUGUGCUGCUGAGUCAAGGAGAAAUAUGGCUUGUAACAUGUUAAUUGUUUCUGGACGCAUCAUGUUUUUAAAGAGUUUUUAAAGACAUCAGAGUAAAUUACUAUUACACUGACGUCCCAAUGCUUUGUAAUUAUUUACUAGAUCUUUCUAUAGAUUUCGGAUCAAUAAACCAUGACCAUUCAAAGUUGAACAGAAAUGAAUAACAGAAGGCAGUGACGACAUCCUGAGUACAAUAACUUAUUCGUGGAACACAUUUCCCUGCUUUACCGUUGGCAUGUAGUCUACCUAACACCUCAGCAUUGCUAUCUCUUUGAAUGAUCCUCUUUAAAAACAUCUAGCAUCCCUAUUCUGUUGUGUGACAUGACUGAAUAUGUUUUAAAUGUUAAAACUGCCAAAGUAAUGCAAAAGAACAUGAAGACUCUUCAAGGAAUCCUUGAAUUUGAAUUGUCUAUGACAGUUGCCACAAAUAUCAGCUCACAUUCAAAUGUUCCAAUCUAUCAGUCAUCACAGUAUAUCUCAGUAAUAAUUCUCAUCAUCUAGCAAUAGCUUUGGAUCAUUCUUGUCAUGCAGUGUGCUAUAGUUGUGCCAAUGAUUUGGUGAAAAAAUAUCAGAUGAGAAUUUCCCAGAGACUCCUGGGAAUAAAAUAACGAUAGAAGUGCGUAACUGGAGAUGCUGGGAUGCUGGACAGAUGUAUCUAUAAGGCACAAACCUACAUUAUUCCAAAUACUAACUGAACUUAUUGUCCAUUUAGGCUCCUGUUUCCAAGGUUUAAUAUUUUACUUCAGCAGCCGAAGUAAGAAAAAAUGACUGCAUUGACAAUGUCUUGCCAUCUCCAAACAAGCAGCAUUGAACUUGUACUUCUUAAUUGUGCUCAUAAUGUUUAGUACCAACUGCUGCAAUGUUUUAACACUCGCACGGGAUGCCUGAUGCGGGCAAUUUUUGAUGCUGUUUAAUUGGAGCAAAGACUCCCAUUGGAGUCUCAAGUCAUCAGACCAGAUAUAACACCAAGCAGGUUGACAGUGCAGCACAACUCAUCAAUUCCACCAUGUCAAGCAACAGGAGCCACUUCAUUGUGUGAAAGGUUUUGAGGCAUUUCAGUGGGGUAAAUGCUAGAUUCAUACAAGUGCGUUAUUUAUUAAAACCAAAUGAUUUGUCCUGAAUUAUCUUCAGAAGUGGCUUUAGCUUUGUUAAAUAUUGAAAAUGAACUGCAGAUCUCAUUAGAAGAAAAUGAACUCGCUCUUGAAAGAAACUCCUUUCUGAGAUGUUCAGAAUAAGACUGGAGUGUGAAUAUGGAAUAAUCUUGAAUGACUGAUAAAAAUGGAUGAUUGUGUACAUUCUAUAUUCCUUGCAUUAACCAUUGAGAUGAACAAGAAAUAUGUGGAUAGAAUGGGAUGCAAUCAGUGACAAUGGAUAGAAAUGGUAGGGGAUUGACAGGAAAUGUCGGAAAGAUUGGGUCAGAUGAGAUGUUGUUUCUGUAUGUGGUGAAGGAAGCAGAGUAAAUGGAGCCUGAGAAGAUCUCAAUGAUCUGUGCUGGUUUGAGCUAUAAAGUCUAAUAUUGCAAGGGUAAUUAGUUUGCAAUAUUUUCUUCACAAUAUGAUUAUGACUUACUGACCAAUCACUGAGCUCCUGAGGAAUUGUGAAUGUUCAGUCGUGAAAAUCUUGACUUUUACUUGACAUUUCAACACAGCACCCAAGUGCCUUAAUAAUUAAUGUUGCCAAAGUAUUUGUUCACCUGCUUUAGAAAAAAUAUUUAGGUUUUGGAAUGGAAAGUUUCAAAAUGGCUUGUAAUAUUGAUCCAAACUGAAGAGUAGACUUUGUUUUUGCUGUGUGAAGCUGCUGCUGUUCGUAAACCUUAAAGCUUACAUAUUUUCACCUUUUCAUUAACCACAAUCCUGCAUUUAGCGAUGAAGAAACAGCACUCAGGAGAUUGCAAUUAACCAUUUUAAAACAAAACUGUGCUGCUUGCCCACUUUGCAUAUUUGACUGUGCAUCAACCUCAAUAAUGAAGUGAUAAUUUUACUUAGCUAUGAAGUAGUUCUAAUUCAAUCAAUGACGCUACAAGAUACAGUAAAUCUGAAAUAAAAGCAGAAAAUGCUGUAAAUACAGGUCAGGCAGAAUCUAUGGAAAGACAUUAGGACUCCUGUAGCAACUCCCCAAAACCUGUCCACUUUCUACAAGUCAAUGGGGAAUACUCCCACUUUCCUGGAUAAUAGCAGCUCUGAUAACACUAGAGAAGCUCGACACCAUACAUUGCAAAGCAAUCUGCUUGAUUGCCACCACAUCUAUAAACAUUCACUUCACCUGCCACUGACCCUCAGUGGCAGCAAUGUGUACCAUCUACAAGAUGCACUGCAGAAUUUCAUCAAGGCUCCUUCAACAUCUUCCAACUCUUGGUCACUACAAUUGAAAAGGACAAAGGCAGUAGAUAAAUUUGGUGGCUUAGUGGUUAGCAAUACUGUCUCACCUGCAUCAGUGACCUGGGUUUGAUUCCAGCGUCAGACGACUGUCUGUGUAGAAUUUGUGCAUUCUCCCAGUGUCUGCAUGGGCUUCUUCCCACAGUCCAAAGAACGUGCAGGUUAGGUGGACUAGCCGUGCUGUUUUGCUCAUAGCAUGGGAAAUGCAGGGUCACAGGGAGAGAUUAGAGUAGGGUCGGGGUAGAAGCUCUUCAGAGGAUCGCUGUGGACUUGAUGGGCUGAAUGGCCUGCUUCCACAUUGUAGGGAUUCUAUGAAAUUGGAACACUAUCAUCUGCAUGUUCGCUUCCAGAGCACUCACUGUCCUGACUUCCAAAGAAGCUGUUCCUUCAGUGCUGAUAGUUCAAAAUCCAGGAACUGAAUCCAUAACAGUACUGUGGGUUUACUUGCAGCACAUAGAUUGCAGCACUUCAACCGCAACUAGAGGUGGGCAAUAAGUGCUGGCUUGGCCAUGUUCCAGCAGGAAAUAAAAACAAAUAUUUCAGGUCUGUGACUGUGUUCUUGGAAUAAACUUUGAGAUGAAGGUCCAUUGAUGUGAAUCUGUAAUUUGGUGUCUCUCUCCACAGAUGCUGACUUUUCCGUUUUUAAAAAUAGUUAGUAUUUAUCAAGCAAAGACCUCUUUUCAGCCAGUGAAGCUGUGUUGGACUGUGUCCUUAGAGCUACAGAUUGUCAAUGAAAGGAAUAACACGAAUAUUUCUUCUCAUACAUUUUAGGACAAGUCAGACUGGUGUGGUUACAGUAAAGAAAGCAAUGCACCUUUGCUGUUUACCCAUAGGAGAUAGAUCUGCUUUGAUUGUCAUAGAGGUGACAUUACCUUUUUUGAAAACUAUAUACAUAUAUUAGAUUUUUAAUGUUUAAAUCGUUAUGUAUGUUAAAGUGCUAUGUAUGCUGAUGUAAAAUAAUAAAAUAGAUUAACUAAUACAAUUUGUGAGCUGCUUAGAGAGCAAAACAUGAGCAGGUAUACGGAGGGACAUAACCA